UUUGAGAGGCCGGCAUAAACAAGCAAAUUAUCGCAAACAAAAUGUCGCAUUUCGUAAAUAUGGAAGUUUUCUCAAACUAUCAAAAAUAUAUAGACAACGAACAGGAGUUGCGCGAGAACAUACGCAUUGUCGUGCGGGAAAUUGAGCAUCUGGCAAAGGAAGCCACAAUACAACUACAAGUCAUACACUGUGAUUUGAGCAAAAUCAACAAUGCCUGCAGCUUGGCACGUAAGCAAAUCGAAGCCUGCGCCGAAAAAUAUCAAAAGCUGUCUGCGUUAGUGCCGACUGGCCAAUAUUAUCGCUAUUCCGAUCAUUGGACGUACAUUACCCAGCGUUUGAUAUUUCUGAUUGCGCUGGUCAUUUAUCUGGAGGCGGGCUUUUUGGUGACGCGCGAAACAGCAGCCGAGCUGCUGGGCUUGAAAACGAAGCAUUCGGAUGGGUUUCAUUUGGAUAUUGAAGACUACCUGCUGGGCAUAUUGCUGCUCGCCUCGGAACUAUCGCGUUUCGCCACAAAUUCCGUCACAAUGGGCGACUACGAGCGCCCCUUGAAUAUCUCCCAUUUCAUUGGUGAUCUGAACACGGGCUUUCGUUUGCUCAAUUUGAAAAACGAUGGCUUGCGCAAACGUUUUGAUGCUCUUAAAUACGAUGUGAAAAAGAUCGAAGAGGUUGUCUAUGACGUCAGCAUACGCGGCCUCUCUAGCUCUGCAGAGAGCAAGGAUGAGCAAAAAGCAGAACCUGUUGAAUAAGUGUUGUAAUAUGUGCAUAGACUAAGUUAAAAUCAAAAAAGACACUUCAAUUGUAAGUAAGAGGCCAACUUUUAUUUAGCUUGUGCUUUUCUUCUGCUUCACAUAAAAUGUAAAUUGAAAUCAAA
Molecule: messenger RNA, 871 nt
Organism: Drosophila virilis
Lineage: Eukaryota; Metazoa; Arthropoda; Insecta; Diptera; Drosophilidae
Gene: trsn
Product: translin
Biological process (GO): RNA metabolic process
Cellular component (GO): cytoplasm; nucleus
Molecular function (GO): RNA binding; single-stranded DNA binding; sequence-specific DNA binding
Source: RefSeq, a predicted model, not a curated record